Messenger RNA from Panthera uncia (snow leopard), 25569 nucleotides. It is a transcript of the gene UBE2W, whose product is annotated as ubiquitin conjugating enzyme E2 W. The coding region runs from base 1 to 561 and encodes 186 amino acids. The transcript has 6 exons. The record is from RefSeq and is a predicted model, not a curated record. NCBI's taxonomy places the organism in Eukaryota, Metazoa, Chordata, Mammalia, Carnivora, Felidae.
AUGCUGGGCCCCCGCGGCGUGACGCGAGCACGGCAGCUCCGCCCCCUGCGUCUCUGGCCUCGCCGGCCUUGGGGGGAUGGUUCCAUCAUGGCGUCAAUGCAGAAACGAUUGCAGAAAGAACUUUUGGCUUUGCAAAAUGACCCACCUCCCGGAAUGACUUUAAAUGAAAAGAGUGUUCAAAAUUCAAUUACACAGUGGAUUGUAGACAUGGAAGGUGCACCAGGUACCUUAUAUGAAGGAGAAAAAUUUCAACUUCUAUUUAAGUUUAGUAGUCGAUACCCUUUUGACUCUCCUCAGGUCAUGUUUACUGGUGAAAAUAUUCCUGUUCAUCCUCAUGUUUAUAGCAAUGGUCAUAUCUGUUUAUCCAUUCUAACAGAAGACUGGUCCCCAGCGCUCUCAGUCCAAUCAGUUUGUCUUAGCAUUAUUAGCAUGCUUUCCAGCUGCAAAGAAAAGAGACGACCACCAGAUAAUUCUUUUUAUGUUCGAACAUGUAACAAGAAUCCAAAGAAAACAAAAUGGUGGUAUCAUGGUAAGCAGUUUUAUUUUAGCAUUUUGGUUUGAAAGAUUAUAUAUGUUUGGGGAAAAGAAGGGAAUAUAUAACUGAUGUAAUUUUGUAAUAUAGAGAAGAGUCUUUAAAAUAUUUAAGACAUUUAAUGGAUACACUGGACUAGAUUUUUAAUGGGGCACAUAAAAUCAUACCUAUCAUGUAAGUAAAAUCUAAAACCACUUUAACAUUCUAAAAUGCUACCAUUUUAUCACUAAAAAAGAGUCUUUAAUAAUCUUUAAGUGAAAUUGAAAUUAGUUAUUUGGAAACCUGUUAACUUAAAAUAGAAAUUUUGAUGUCUUUUGUAAUUACUUAAUUCUGGUACUGUUCUUAGUGGCAGGAGGGGGAGUCACAUUGUAAGAGAUGAUCCAUUAAAUAAAGCUCUCCCUAUUCUAAUAGUUAGCCCUCAAAAAUUUGUGGUUUUUCUGAUUGUAGCUGUGUGAAUACAGUACUCUCCCUGAUUUUGUUUUACUGAUUCUGUUGGGAGAGUGCUGGUAGCUUUUUAGUUGAAAACUGCCAGUCUUUUCUAAACUGACUUCACCUCUUCCUUAAAGAGGUAUAUUUGAAAUUCACAACAAAAAUUUUAUACUCUUCAGUGUACUUUUUGAAGGGAGUGAACAAAACCACUCUGAUGUAUUCAUCAGAGCAUUUCCUUUAUUUUUCUUUUUUUAAAUGUUAGCCUAAUAAGAAACGAGAACUGACAGCUAAUUAGUAAGAGUAUGAUCUUUCCCCCCUUAUCUUUCUAUCAAUUGUGAAACCUUCUGUUACCUGAGUGAAUUUGAGUCAAUUAAAAACUUUUUAAAUUAUAAAGUUCUGUAGGUGUUGAGAUAAGUGAUGGCUAGAAUCAAUACAAUAGCACUAUGCCAACAGUUACAUGUUAGAAAGCAUAGUGAAAGAGGAAUGCCCCUAAGAGCCAUGGAAAGGUAAAUACUCAUGUUAAUGACAGUUAUAGAUGACCUAGAAGAAAAAAUGGCAAAACUUGUAAGAGCUAUCAAAAAAUAGAGAUAUUUGAUGACAAACUAGUAUUAUAUAAUUUUCAAAUUAUAGGUUUAAUAUAAUUUAGUAAAAAUCCGGUGGAAUGAUGGGUGAGUGCUUGAAAGUUGGAAAAAAAUAAUAGGUGAGAAGAGCAGUUUGGAUUUUGAACUAAAGGAUAAUGAAAGAGAAAUGGUCUACUAAAUACCAAAACAUAUUAAUGCAAGAAUAGACAUCAAAAUAGAAUUACUCUUUCCUAGGCCUUUUUAUAUAUAAGAUUUGAAUAUAUGGUGAAUUAGGUGUCACAAAUCAGAAGGCAAAAAAUUAUUUAGUAAGUUAACCUGUUAGAAAGUUGGUAAUCAUUUUGGGAAAGAAAAGUUUACAUUUUUACUUCAUAUAUAAAAUAUUUCCUGUGGAUCGAAUUAAGUACUUUUUUUUAAACAAGGGAAAAUAUUUUCUUAAAGUUCGGGAUCAUCUCUAGAGGAAGGAAGAAUUUCUGAAAUCAAAAGGAAUCACAAAUGUUAAAUAUUAAAGAGUUGUAUGAAAAUUUAAACCUUUUAGAAAAACCUCAAACACAGCCAACCUUUAUUUUAAAAAUGUGAAAAACACUUAUAGUUUAUUAAAAAUAAAGACCAUUUAUGAGAGUUGCUUAACAUAAUAAAUAAAAUUAAUAAAAAGCAUUGGCCAAAACUUCACAGUAAAAUAAUUACAGAUUUAAUAUUUUGAAAUUAUUUUUGAAUUGGCAGAGUUGUAUAAAAUGAGUGCAAUCUUGGAAAAGAGUAAAGAGUAGAAAAAAAAUAGUGCUUUCGUAUUUGUUGAUGGUAUAGCAAGUUCAGCAAUAUUUAACAAAGUUUAAGAUCAAGACUUUUGUCUGAGUUACCAAUUUCUGAGAAUCCAUCCUAAGAAAAUCAUCUUUUAAUUUUUUUUUUAAAUAUUUAUUUAUUUUUGAGAGAGACAAAGACAGAGGGUGAGCAAGGGAGGCGCAGAGAGAGAGGGAGACACAGAAUCCGAAGCAGGCUCCAGGCUCUGAGCUGUCAGCACAGAGCCUGAUGCGGGGCUUGAACUCAUGAACUGCGAGACCAUGACCUGAGCCCAAGUCGGAUGUUUAACUGACUAAGCCACCUAGGUGCCCCAAUCCUAAGAAAAUCAUUUUUAAAACAAGUGUUUUAUACAUGGAAUGUUCAGUGGAGGAUUAUUUAUAAUACACACUAUUUGUUAUCUUAUGUACUAUUUGCCUGGAUUCAUUCCAGGCACAGACAUGCACACAAACACACCUACCUCAACGAAUCCUUCCGCUACACACACCCUCAGGAACUCCUUCAGCAAAGUCUUGUUGAUUGCUUUCUCUUUUAAAGAAUUUAAUAAACUUUAUUGCUGUGCCUAGAAUGCUGGUUUUGUUUUAGUCUUUAAGAUAUCCCCAGAUAAUUCUGAUAGAGCUUGACGCUUGAGGACUACCGUUACAGGGAUUCUGAGAUAUAAAAGGACAGGUUUCCAUAUAAAAUGAAUUAAUAAUCAGACUUAAGGAAUUCUUUCUGAGCACUGAAAGUCUACUAAAACAUUUAAGACCCUACUUUAAGUAAACAGCCCUUUAAUUCAAUUUACACUGCUGGCUUGUCAUUCUUUUUCAUCCUCUUGCCUAGGACCAAACACCAAACUACCUCUUCCUUCCAAAAAAAAAAAAUUCUUGAGUGUCACAGACCCUGUAUCUUAGCAUAGAAAGUCCCAGAUUCAUCAAAAAUUCAGAUUAGUCAAUCAAUAUUGACAAACACACUAAAUCAAACAUGUUUUAAAGUGUCAAAGUUCUAAAGAUAGUAUAGUCCUUCUGUUUCAAACUCAACUUCACUAAUCAUAAAAAAAUGCCCCGUUGUUUUUUCCAUAGAUUUUAAGCCACUUGUGUUUUCUAAUAAAACUUGAGAGGAAAUUGCCUUGGAGUGAUGAAUUUUAAAAAUACAUAUAAUUUGAACGUAUAAACUGCUAUCUUGCCUCAGUGUGUUCGUACAUUUUCCCUUCCUUACUCCCUGGUAGGGAAAUUUCAGAAAGAUACAGUCUUUUGGGCCCUCUGAUGCUGCCUUAUAUAGAUAAAAGGACUUAUGAGAAGUCCUUUAUCCAAGAAUAUUCCCAGAAUUUCUCAUUACGUGCUGUUGAAUAAGAAAUGGAGAGGGGCGCUUGGGCGGCUCAGUUGGUUAAGCAUCCAACUCUUGGUUUUGGCUCAGGUCAUGAUCUCACGGUCAUGGAAUUGAGCCCUAUGUCCAGCUCUAUGCUGACUGUGGAGCCUGUUUGGGAUUCUCCUUCUCCCUCUUCUCUCUGCCCCUCCCCUACUCUCUGUCUUUCAAAAUAAAUAAAUAAACUUUAAAAAAAAAAAGAGAUGGAGAAAAGUCCCAUAGGGAAACUAGAAAUAUAAAAUUAAUUAUUUAAAACAAAAUACACUUCAUAGAAGUUAUUUUUCAUAGUUAAUAGUUUUUAUCUGUUAACUGAGAAAUUUAUGCUCUCAUUACUAAAAUAGAAAAAGUCUUUUAAUAGGUUGGACUAUUACAUUCUCCACCUUAGCCAAAAAGCACUAAGAAAAGAGAGGCUUUUCAAACUAAAUUAGCUUCUUAAUGUCCAGGAGUUCAUUUUACCAAUAAACAGACUAAAAGUGUCUCUCCCCCUUCCUGCCCCCAAAAUACAAAUUAGCCAUCUUUAAAGGACUGGAUUGUAUUUCAACUAAAUUAUGACUAUUCUAGCUCAGUUUCCAGUCCCAGGUACAGAUACAUUUUUUUCAUUUACAGAUAAUUCUGUUUAAAACAUUCUCAGAUUAUUGAUUUACAGUGACUGUUCUUAACUCAGUAUGUUUUGUACUCAUGCUUGAACCCUGCAUACCUGAAUCAUUCCCCUCCCAGAAUCUCUUUAAAUCGACAGUUUGCUUCAUGAGUGACCAUCAUAUGAAAUCAAGAAAGGGUAAUACUAGUUAUACUUUGAGAUGAUAGAGCAGCUGCUCUUUCAUAAAGGUGAGUGGGUAUAGACAGUCUUCCUUGAACUUUUCCUUCAUCUUUAAAAACUAAAGCAUUUCAGCUGUGUAGCAUAUAUUAUCUCUGCCUUUAUACAUUUCAGAGUGAUAGUUAUAAGCAAUGUGAGAAAUAGCUCACCUUGACCUUACAGCUGAAUUUGAAAAAUCUUAUCAAAAAGGUAAUCAUACUCUCACUCAUAAAGCAGAAUACGUCAGCUUUGUUUUGAGUUUUCCAGAUGUCAGCUUAUAUGUUUUUCUGUUUAGCUGCGUUAGUUCCAAAAGAUCUUCAUUGAUCAAUCAUGUUCUCCUUAUAACACCAAAUUACCAAGAAAUAUGGACUCUUGUUAUUUCUUAGUAUCAUCUAAUUCUGAAAGGGCUACAAGGUCAGGCCAGUGUCCUGACAUGACCUACAAACUUAAACAAAAAGAUCCAGAGACUAAAUAAAGACUUGCUGGGAAUUGGAUGAACUUACUGAAACACUUACCAUUUCAAUUUCUAGAAGCCAAGCAGAAUUGUGGGCCUCAGGUAUAGGCUCCACAGUCCUUGGGUCAACGUGGGUCAGAGUGUUCGUCAGUGUUUGUAAUCAAAAGAGACAAGGGAGGUUUGGGUUUAGUUUCAUAAUAUCUAUGCACUUGAGAGGGCUUCCUGGCUGCAGGAUGAAUGCCACUAUUAAUGAAAAACAAUAAUUCAGCAGUUCAGUAGAUCUCCUGGAUUUGGAAGAGUAGGUUUCUGCUGAUACACCAGACCUGAGCUGCCAGAUAGAUACCAGUGUUGGGUGCUUGAAAAAAAAAGCCUCUUUCAACUUAAAUCUGUGAUCUUCCACGUUGUUAGUAUACUUUGAAAAUGUAGGACAGUCACUGCUACCCUACUGUUACUCUCUUUGUAGUAUCAUAUCUUCUGCAUUUCUUUCUGCAUUUCUUUUGAGAUUCUUCUAUAGCUCCUUAAUAUUAAAGUGCAAAAAUUUCCUGAGAUGUGAACACACAUUCCUUACUGUUACUUACUUGAAGUUUACUAUCAACCUGUUUUCCAGAAUUCUUUGAUAGUUUCUAUUCACUAAAGAACUAAGGCCAUUGGGAUACAAAUAUUCUGUGUUGCAAAUUAAGGCCAGGGGUCCAUAUGCUUUGAAAAAUUGGUUAAAUGGAGAGAAUAGGGUUAAAAAAAGUAAAGGGAACUAACCAAAAUAGGUAUUUGAAUAGACAACUCAUUUCCGCAUACAUAAGGGGAAUUUACCUAUAAUUCAGGGCUAAGAUGGUAGCCAGUUUAGUGCACAAAUGAAUGAAUGAGCCUGAAGUUCAGUAUUACAACAGACAUAAUUGUUCUUGAAAAAGAGAAAAAGUAUCUUUUUAUGGAAUCAUAAAAAUAUUUCAAUAAGAUAGCCAAUAGAAUCCAUUAAUAAUAUCCAUCUGUUUCCUGGGAUCCAUGUUGAAUGUAUAUAACUUAGUUUCAUAAUGAUUGCUUUUCACAAAUGGCAGUACUGAUCUGGUUCUUGAAGCAUUUUCCUUAAGGUGAUAAGAGAAUUGAGCAGUAUAGCUUAAGACUGUUAUUGAGUAUUGGCUUCAGAAAACUAGGCUUACAGGAAAUAGAUUGGCAUAAUGUUUAGAUGUUAUGUUCAGUAAACUGUUGAGUUUAUAAGUUUGGGGAGGAGUAGAAGAAUACCUCGCUCUCUUUUUUUUUUAUUUAUUUUUUAUUUUUUUUACAAAACUUUAAACUACAUUCUGGUUCCAUUCAGCUGGACCUGUAAAAUUUUAAGGAUUAUAAGGGGAUAGGAACAUAAAAUUGUCUCAGACUAGUAUUGAUAAACUCUUUUUCUUCCUGUCUUAUAGCUGUCUAUAGAACUAUAGUACUUAUAGAGUCUAUAGAACUUAUAGUAGUCUAUAGAACUACUUAUGUUAGGUGUAAACCUUUUUAUUUGCACUACCUUACAAAAUCAUUUUCUAAAUUCCUAAGUCCAAAUGUUUACGCAGCUUAACAGCCUUUUCCCUUUAUUUCCUGCUAGAUAACAGUUCUGUUGUCUACUGUGAAAUCUUUCUUGAACUGGUUCAUCAAAGUAAAAUUUUAAUUCCCUAAACUGUUAAGACACAAACCUAACUGUAAAGAUUUAUUUUUGUCUUUCUUAGAAUUGGGAUCCCACUUCAUAUCUACUGACUUAUUACUGUGUUCCUUUUUUUUCUAGUCUUUUGUCCCUGGGAAUAUCCAGGGAGGUGGUUUCCAAUAUAACGUGAUGGUUGUGGUGUCCAUUAUAAUGGGAUGGUUCUUAUACUUGGGAGAACUAAAUGACAUGCUUCUAAUAUAGUUCUACUCAUAUUUCCCAGAAGCCUAGUGAAGUUAGCCAUGGUAGAUGUCACCUCUUUGGAACUGGUGAUUUGUGUAUUAUAUUUGAGGGUAUAGUUUUAAUAAGCGCUUACACAGUUCCAGAAAAAAGUUUAAGGGAUUAAUCUAAGAUUUUUUUUCCAGGCCUUCAUUUUGCUACAAAUACUUUAUUCAAGAGGUUAGAUAUGUUGUGUUAUUUGACCAUGUUUUAUAGACCUAUAUUUGUCUUGAUCUUAUUAAAUUAACAACCUUUUUUUGUAGGUCAUCCUGGUAUUCAGUAAUCUUUUUCAUCUAGUUAGGAAACUGUGUUCCUUUUGCUAACAAAUGAGUUUUUUGCUUCUUAGUGAUGGCCUUUUUUUCCUAGGAAAAAAUUUGCCUGGCUUUGGCUCAUACUUGUCUCCAUACUUAAGUAUUUGCUCAUAGACUCUUUGGUUAUUUACAGCCAUGAUGGAUUUGUAAUGUUAAAUCCAUGUGUCCUUGUGGGUCCAGCUAUCAGAGAUCAUGGAACUCUAUUUUCAAAACUUACUUAGUACAUUUAUUUCUCUAAAGAUAGAGUGUUUAAGGCAGGGAGUAUCAUAUUCGUCCUCUAAUUUUUUUUUUUUUUUUAACUUCUGAUCCAGAGUGGAGAUUAGGGUAGGGAGAAUAGCUUUGUAUGGAUUUCUUACUCAUUUUGGUGGAUUGUAGCACAUUCUACAGCAGCCCACUAUACUGAAAAACUUCCAAAAUGAACAACCUGAUGCAGAUACAUUUACAGUAUCACCUAUCAGAGAUGAUAUCUUUGGAAAUAAAAGCUUAUUUUUGGCAGUUAACUAGGUAUAUGAUGUUCAAAUUGAAUUUUGUCUCACCUUUUUAUUGUAUACAUUGUCAUAUGGUAUGAUACUUAAAGUUUGACCUAUCAGAAUUUAGUGCAGUCCCUUAGCUUAGAGAUCUAAGGGCGGUUAGUUUGAGUAUUAAUUUCAAGGACCCUAAUAUUAUAAAUUACUCUGUUGGAAAAGUGAUGUUUUAACAUUUUUUAUAUUCUGCAUCCAUGACAUCUGUAUCUCCUCUGUAUUCCAAGUUCCACAGUAAUUGAGGAAACAUACUUUCAUGUGACACUUAGAAACUAUAAACUGUCCAUUUACUUCCUUCUUAAAGAUAUUAUUUCUUCAAAGAAUUCUAAUGAUUUAGAUAAGAUUUAUUUUAAAAAUCUAAUAUAUUUCACCCUUUAGAUCACCCUUAAUGUACAGGGGAUGGAAUAUUCCACGAGUUUGCCUAGCAAAAAAUUCAGAUAUACUGGUUUUUAGCUCUCAUUGAAUCAUUGGGAAUGGGGAUUUUAUUAACAAUGUAUUGAUCCUAACAUGGGAUAUUUUAUAAAGUAUUUUAGCCAAUUUUUCAGAAAUGUUUUAGAGAGCUUUCACAAUUCUUGGGUAGUUGUUACUAGUCUUCCUUCUAAAGCCUCUUUCUGAAGAGUAACCAGUCCUCAAAAUAAAUCCUUCAGAUAUGUCUUGUGAAAUAAAAUUUGUAAAAUAAGUUAUGAAUCCCCAAAUUUCAUGUCUUACAUAAAUAUGAUGUGUUGAGGCUACCAGAAGUCAUUACUAAAUUAUUUUAGUUUUUUUAACCUCAUUUGCAUAUGUAUCUAUAUUUGCUGAAAAAUGUAUUUUUAAAUGUAUUUUCCAUAGAGAAAUUAAUAACAUUGACUAUGUAUUAAUUGAUUUGGAGAUCAUACCUUAUUUGUGAAGUUAUUUCCUUCAUAGACUAAAGGCACAACUUGUAUUAUCCUGUGUUAAAUAGUAGGACACUGUUGGUCAGGAGUUUGCUUCCUGUCUCAUUAUAAUUUAAAAUUGUGGCCCUUAAAACAACUCUUGAGAGAUAAAUCCUGAAUAUGUGCUAACAUAUAUCAAUUUAUUAUUUUAAGUAGAACUAACACACUAAUUAAUGCAUCAUUUAAGAUCUGUGUGAACUACAUUUCCAUGAAAGAAUUGAAUUUGAUGUGUUUGUCACUAUAUAAUUGAACACAAAUUGGACUUUUUAUUUGCAAGGAUUGGGGGAGGCAAGUCAGACAAAUAAAUCAUGUUCUUCUUGCUACUUGAAAUUAUUUAUAUGUUAGGCUAACUUGUGGAUUUUACUUAUGCAGGCUUGACUUUUUUAAUUAUCUUUUUUCUCCUUUUCUUAAAGAUGAUACUUGUUGAUGCCACUGUUAUCAUCCUCCUAGCAGAAGAUAGUCCUACUGAGAAAAUGAGCACUUUGAUCAUUCAGUCUUUGAACUUUAACCUUUGACUGGAAGUGACCUAUAGGCAAUGAAGACUACUUCCUUUUACUGCAUUUUUACUCGUGUGCAUUCUGGGCGCAUGUUGAUCGCUGGUUCAGUCCAGGCAACUGACAUGCUUUUAUUAGUCAUACAGUAUUAAUGCAGGUGUCAGGAAAUGUCAAAUAUAAUUCCAUUUUUUAUUUUUAUUUUUUUAAGCUUUUGGAAAAGUUCCAGGUCCUCAUGUAUUGUGCAAUAACAAUGACUUCCUUGGCGGUUUUGGGACGUUCAUUGCCGGCAAUGGACGUUUAACAGGAAAAAUUUUCAUUAACUCCUGCCACCCAAUGAUUAAUGCAUGAUAGGGCCUAUGAAAUGAACUUAUUGGUUAUAGUGGGAUUAUAAAUAAAGUGAGGGAUCCAACAUUACCUUGAAAGUCACCCCAACUGUUUAUAUUUGGAUUCUAUGCACUGUGAUCCUAAGGUUAACGGCAUGAAUUAACAUGCGUCUUUAAAGGACUGUAAUGAAAGAUCAUUGCGUAUUUAUUGAAUUGUUUAUAUCUGCUGUCAAAUUGUUUUGACAUGGAAGGUUUUCAAGUAACAUUGGCAGAGAGGUACAAUAUGUUAUCCCUAUGGUGAAAAUAAAUUCAUUUGUUGUAUAUAGUUCCUCAAUAUCUGAAGUAAAGGUAUGAGUAAUAUAGGGUAUGAAUGGUUUAAUCAAGGCUUUAUUUUGGAAGUAAGAAAAAUGGCAGUGAUGAUUCAACUGCUGCAGUCCAUAAUUUGGGCUUAUUUGUACAUUAACAGUUUUUCCAAGUAGAUUACACUCUGUUACUUCCUGCUAGCCAUCAGCAUGAGCCCUACUGCCUAAACACUAUUUCAUUUAUUUAUGUUUGGAAAAUCCAUAAACAGUUUUUGUUUGCAAUUUUGUUUCUUUUGUUAUGUUUUAAGUCAAGAUUGAAUGUUACAGUACUUCAAUUGGAAAAUUUUUGUCAAGUUUUUUCCUGUAAAUUUUCUUUACUUGUAAGUAUCAUUUUGUCCUUUAAUCCUGUACCCUAAAAUAAGAAAUACAUUUUUGACAGAGGCUUAAUGUUUUAACAAAAGAGUGUGGACAUUUUUAUUUUAAAAUUUAGGCAAAAGUACACUAUAGAAUGGUAUGUUUGCUUAUUUGUCUCACACAACCAUACAAUUUUUCCUGGAGGGAUUAGUUUUGUUUUCUUGUUGUUUAAAAGACUUUGCUUACAGCUAGAUAAAGUUUUCUAUAGAAAAAAAUUGUUGGAACGUCCAAUUCUCAGUACCAUGUAGGUUAAUGAUACUGCAACUAGGUUCUCUUUUUAAAAAGCGAUUAUGUAUUUUAUAAAUUACCUUUUCACAUAUGCAAAAAUCUGUUUCUACUACAAUGUUAUUUUUACUAAUGCCUGUUGUUGCACUCUUUUUGACAUAUCCUGCAGUGAAUAAAUAUAUGAAUCAAUUUGGGCUUAAAAGUAAAAGCCAAUUGGCUGAAAGGUUUGAAGUAUGUACCCCAGCAAAACCAUCCAAUCAAUAAUUGGCGAGGAGUAUUUUCAAAAUUGUUUUUAAUCUCUGUAUAGAUGACAUUUUGUAGCUUUGUACAUGUUGUUAAUUAAGGGCAUAUAAUUUUACACUCUAAAAGUAUAAUUGCUGAACUCAGGGGUGGGUAGACUUCAAAAAUAUGUCUGCUGUAGAAAUAACUUGAAAAACAAAUUAAAACUAUGGCCAGCCACCAAAUUGUGGACACUGUUUAUACUAUAGUUAGCAACUACCACUUUUUGAAAUUAAACACAUUUUUGUUCUUUCUUCACUAGAUACACCUAAGUUCUCACAGUAGUUUCUAUCAGUCUUAUUAGUUGCCCUGUUUAACCAAGACAAAAAAUGUUUUUUGGAAUGCUUGAGCUACUCUUAGUUUUUAACUGCUUUUUAAUAUGAAAAUUGCAGUGACAAAUUAUAUAUUUUUCAUAUUUUACACAACUCUAAACUGAUUGACUUGAUCAUUUGUGGGGGUGGGGGAAUCUUUCUCCAUAAUGCUGGUCCUCUUACUAAAAUUCUUUUAUAAAGAAAUGAUCUGUGACAUUUAUUCACCAAAGGAAUUAAUAUACCAGGUCAAAGAUGAACAAUGCUGUCCUGUAGAUUAAUAGGUGGUAUAUAGCCUCAGUUGAGUUUUGUAAAAUAAAAAUCGCAGUAUUUUAAGAUACCUCUCUCUCUACCUAGAGAUAUCAUAAAAUAAAUUAAAAUGAAGCAGAGGAAAGUAAAGGAAACCAAAUAAUUUCAGUACACUUUACGGUUUAAAGAGAAGGUGAAAUAUCCUAAAAUAUAGAAAUACCAAUCAUUCAAAAUUUGCAAUAAGAUAACACUUUAUUCGUUACAUUACUCCCUUGAACUUAGGAAUUAUUGGAAACUCCUUUGCACUUAGAUUUAAUUAAGUUGAUUUUAAAUGUAAGUUACAUUAUUAAAAGACAUAAGAUGUUUACUUAAGUCAUUGCUCUAGAGAGCAAAAUUAAUGACUUUGUAAUAAUAAACAAUAUUUCUCUGUAACACGUUGUUGAACGACAACCAGAAUACCAAGAAAAUGUACAUAGGAAUAUGCUACUUCCCUCUUCCCUUGCUCUAUGGGGCACUGUCUGCUACAUAGGCCUACAGAAUUAUACUUUCAUAUUUAGACAAUAUGUACUCUCUAUUUAUUUAUUUAUUUAUUUAUUUUAAGGCCAUUCUUCUGGUUUGCCAAAUUCUGUUAAGGCAGUGAUACAUUCAUUUCCUUAUUUUGCAUGUUUAUAUCAUGAACUUGGUGCCCUUUCAAAAAAAAAAAUAUUAUGUUAAGUAGGUAUUAAUGCCAUAGAUUUUAAUGAGAGAAAUGGUUUUCAGUUUUUUAAGAUAAAUUUUUUAAAAUACGUUUUAUGGCUGUUCUCUUAAGGAAUUUAAUAUUCACCUCUAAAGGACUUACUUGUAGUGUAUGAAUUCCUCCUUUUAGCUAGCAGGGACAUAAAGCUUUUUUUAAUCCCCAAAAGAAAAUGCUAAAAAAUAGCUUUUAUAUACGGUUCAUCUGGAGAAAGACCUUAAUCCUUAUUUGUUUUGACUAGGUAUAUAAAUAUUUGGUAUAAAAUAACUAGAAUAGUUUAUUACUUUUUCCCUUCUGAAAUUUUAAAUAUAUGCAAAUAUAUAUCAUUAGAUUCCUGUGGUGAAUAAUAAUUUCUUCAGAUUCUAAAACAGGUAUCUAGUGACUGCUUAAUUAUUUCCAGAUUGCAUCAAAGAUGAAUUGACAAAUAAUGGAAAUGAGUAGUGAUAUGAAAAUGGUAUGUAACCACAUAUUACUUGUUUCUGGUAAUCAAAUCUUAUUUUUUAAAAAGCCUAUUGUUUUUGAGAAUUGAGAUAUUUAAACUUGUUACAACUUCUUCCUAAAAAUAGAAGAGAAGAGGAGGUACUGUGUGUUCAAAAAUUUUUUUAAAUAAAGAAUUCAGUGUCACUAGUUCUAAGCCUUUAUGGUCACUGCUGCUUAUAUUUCUUGAUCUCACUUUUAUUUAAUUUUUUUGUACAUAUUCGAGCUGAAUGCUUAGGAUUAUUAAGUGUAUAUAAAUUGGUUUUCUAAAAGAACUGAGGCUUACCCAUAUCUUCUCUAAGGAUUCACUGUUACCAAAAUCAGCUACUGCACGAUUCUAUGUUAUGCUAAUGCCUUUGCAUGAUUAAGAUCUGUGAAGGUGUCUUUUAAUCUGCAUCACUUGGCCCAAUCCUCUUUGCAGUCUUGUUUUUCUCUCCUUUCUUCCUGUCUUCUCACAGAUGUCCACUAUGUUGGUCUUCAGGAGUUUCCCGAAGUUUUCCUCUCCCUCUCCCUUCCUUCCUUCUUUCCUCCUUCCUUUUCUUGAGGUUAGGGAAUCCAGAGAAGGAAGACUAUUGAAAUUACAUCAGAAAUUUUUCUUAAAUAAGAGGACUCCUUCCUACAGAUAAAAUAUGUAGAAUUUCUGAUACUUUAUUUCAGUUCAAGAGUAGGUGGCUAAAUUUAUUGAAUAAUUGACUACUUGAUAAAUGAGCUGUUAAUUGUAAUUUAGUUCUUAAAUACUAAUAUUAAGGGAGUUUUGCUUACUUUUUGGAUGGUGACUCUCCCAAAGUCUAAAUAUUGCCCAAAUGAAUUGAAUUAAUUGUUUUGGUAAAAGUGUUUUUUCCAUUUAAGUUUCUAAGCCAUUUUGAGAUUUGGAACUUUUUUUCUUUUUUUUUAAUAAUUUGUGGGAGACUUUAAUUUUCUCAGCAUGAACUGCAUUAAAGACAGGCUUGUAUGCAUCAUUAUCAUUAGAGGCCCGUGGAGUCUAAACAUGUACUUCAAACUUUAGAUCUUUAUCUUUAAAGUUGAAGUUCUGGUUCUGACUAUCGUCCUGAUGAUUGAGGUGUUCUCUGUGACUUUAAUUCUCAAAAGUUACUGGGACUGAUAGUUGAGGAUGAAUCUCCAGAAUGGUUAUAUGACUGUUUUAUCAAAAAAUUGUUUAUAAAACAAUAUAAUAUCUGAAGACAUUUUUGAAUAUGUGGAAGGAAAGCUUGACUAGAAGCUGGUAUGUUUUACCAUACCUAAAGAACUGCAAUUGUGCAAGUUGAGUGCAGUUGACAGGGAGAAAGAGAAACAGUUCUUGUUCUAUUUCUUGGUGCAUACUUUGUCAGGGUUUUGUCAAAAGUUUGCUUCUGCAGUAAUUCUAAGCAGUUUUCUCAAAGGCAAAGCAUGGUUCUGGGCUUUGGCUUGUUAGGUGUGGCCGCACUUGUCAAAUUUCCUGGUAAAUGGAAAAAUUGAAUAAUCCCACCUCUCUAAUUCUAAAGCCUGAAACAAGACUAGUGAGGAAUGUGGUAGAAUGUCAGAUACCAUGAAUAUAAAUGCGAGUCUCUUAAUAGUUAACCACAGAUUAUUUACAUAAAUACAAAUUGAUUGUCAUUCUCGGGGUAAAAUCAUUAAUCGAACAGAUUAUCAUGUCAGUUAUCUGGUAGCCAAGAAUUAAGUCCAUGUUCAAGUUAAAGUGGAUUUGUUGUUUUUAGUUGGUACCAUUUUUCUCUCAAUAUUCAGAAAUACAAAUUGUGCAUUUUAUUAAUAGGAAUGGAAGCUCAUGCUUGAGGAUUUGAAUAGGGUGGAUGUAUAUAUUUUAUAAAUUCAAGUUGUAAAAUAUGUAAAGCUGCUGCUUUUUGAAUAGAAUAUAAAUGUUAAGACAUAAAUCUAUAUAUUAUAUAUUUUUAAAUACAUGUACCAAACUUUUGUUAGUUGAAUAUAAAUUACAUUGUGUGCUUUAUGGAAUUCAGUAACUUUUAAUAAUAAAGCAGUUGUCAUUGAUUUUUUUUAUGUAGACUUGAAUAUUAAAUUGGAUAAUUAAAUCUCUUUGUAGUUUAUAAUAAUGUAAAAAUUUACUUAUGUACUAGUUUCUCAUUACAGAGGACUGCGAUCUUCAAAGGUUUGUGGAAACAGUGACAUGUCCAUUUCCAAAAAUAGGUGCAACAGCACGAAGAUAGUCCCUAACGCCACUUGUUUAUUUAUUUAAUGGAUCAUGUUCACUUAGCAGUGUAGCCUAGUAUAUUUUAGUGGUUCUUCAUGCUUUAAUUGAAGAAGUCCUGAUUGAAAGACAGGCAUCUUCAGAAAAGGUGGAAACUGAGACCCAAGCACUUGCUUAGAGUUCCACCAUGAGUCUAGUGUUGCUGAACUUUAAGUUCUAUUAGAUUAAUAAGGACAUACCAUAGAGAACUUUGGAAUACUUUCCUGAGUAUACACAUAGAUCAACUAACUUAUGUAGAUGAGUGACUCGUGAAACUAUGAGAAAAGCAGAGGAGAGGCUGAAGAAUCAGGAUACCUGUCUGCAUCUCAGUUAUUCACAGCAGGAAGAAUGCUCUGCUGAUAUUCUAAGUUCUCUAUCCAGGGGUCCCUGCUUGCCCCAGGAGCACCUCACUCCUCACAGGGGCAUGAAACUGCCUUACCUCAACAUGCUGUUUCUCCAUCCUCAACAGUAGAUGAGUAACUGGUUACGUAAAUGCAAGACCCGUCUUUGUACUUUGAUGACAUUCUCUCCCUUUAUUAUAAAUCUUAGAAUAAUUUCUACCUCUCUCAGAUGGUUUAAGCAACACUGUGGAUAAGUGAGUCUUUUGAAGUCCUCUCUACAUUCCGUAGUACUUUUCACACUAACAUACAGCAAAGUUAAACAUGAACUGAAGAGAAGUCAAAUGACAUAGCUAAGAGUUUUCUGUGCUUGGAUAAUAGGGUCCAAGGCCACAGUGGUUCUACAACAUCUGUCCUGUUGGGAACUUCUGUCAAUAAAUCUUUUAAAUUGCUUAUGAGAUUUCUUUUUAAUGUUUGCUUAAGGCAAAAUAUGUAAGUGAGUACCUGUGUGCUCUUUCCAGCCCAGUGGAGUUUGGAAAUGUUUUAAUAAGGAAAAUUGAAAUAAGAACCUAAGGUAGAAAAUAUCUUCUCAUAUAGGUACUUGACCUUCAAGGACCCAUUGUGGGUAGAUAUAACUCAUCAGGCAAGAACCUAAUAAGGAUGGCUACUUCCUGCAGAAAACGUUUCCAACUUAACAUAAAAAUUUUCUUGUGUCCUGGGGCACCUGGGUGGCUCAGUUGGUUAAGCGUCCCACUCUUCAGUUCAGGUCAUGAUCUCACAGUCGUGAGGUCGGGCUUCGCACUGAGCUGAGCGUAGAGUGUGCUUAAGAUUCUUUCUCCCUCUGCUCCUCUCCCCCACUCACACUCCCUCUCAAAUUAAAAAAAUAAAAAUAACUCUUUAAAAAAUGUUUUAUGUCCUCUCUCACACCCCAGAAAGCAUGUUUCUCUUUUCUUUCCUGUUAUAAUGGCAUUCUAUCCAACCUAGUUAUCCAAACGAAGACUUAAUCGCUAUUUACUGGUCCUCUCUGAUAUUUUUCAUCAUUAAGUCCUUUUGAGCCUCUCUUUAAAAAUGAUCUCAAAUCCCUCCUUUCUCCUAGUGUCCUUGUCAUUCUGUCCCUUCACUGCCUGCAUCCUGUGUUCCCAGGCUGCUCUUCAGCCAUCCACACACUUUGUUCCUUAAAUAGUAGCAAAAGAAGACUACCUAUACUUUGCUAAUGUUCUUCCAUGUUCCUAAAGUGUUUUUCAUCUGCUUUUCUACCUAAAAAAGUCCAGUUCAAAUGUAGUUCUAAGGUUAUAUUUGUCCUUUCCUUCCCUUCCCACCCCCUACCAGUCUUCUGUCCUGGAUUCUUUAAUAGUAGGGGCAAUGUCUCAAAUGCCCCCAGCAUGUAGCACACAGUACACAACAUACAAGCUUUUAAUAAAUGUUUGUUAAAUUAACUUGAUUGUACUUGUAUUUUUAUACUAACUUUUCUAAAGAAACUUAUGCAAGUGCUAGCAGUUUUGAAACCUACCUCUAAACCACCAUCUGUGUGAAGUGUCACAGCAGAACAACUUACCCUUCCUAUCCCAGAAAGUUUGAAAAAAAUUGCUUUGAAGUAAACCAUUAACGAUUCUUCAUUGGUUUUACUUUCAUUUAUUUAAAAAAAAUAUUUUUCUCGUAUCUUUGCCCUGUGUCUGAGGUAAAUUGCUUACCUUGAAUAUAUAUUUACAGAUUAAGAAUGUAAUUGUUUUAGGGCACCUAGGUGGCUCAGUCAGUUAAGUGUCCAACUUUUGUCUUAGGUCAUGAUCUCACAGUUCAUGAGUUUGAGCCUCACAUCGGGCUCUCUACUGUCGGUGCAGAGCCUGCUUCUGAUCCUCUGUCCCCCCCACCCCAGCCCCUCCCCCACAUGCACAAAUGCUCGUGCGCUGUCUCAAAAAUAAGACAGUUAAGAAAUUUUAUUUAAAAAGAAUAUAUAAUUGUUUUAAGCUAAAUAUAUCUGAAGAGACCUGAGCUCAUAAAGGUAAACCUAAUACUCAUUAAGGUUAAAAACAGACAUUAAGCAAGUACUUAGAACCUCGAAUGCUGAGGAUGGCAGAUAAGACAAAGCAUAUAUCUUCAAAGGGUCUAUAUUCUGAGCGGGAUAAGAAAGAAAAAUAGUAACAUCAAAAGUAAUGAGCCCUAAAAGGUGCAGAUAAAUAGCUAUUUCUGAUAAUCAUGGAAGUGAAUUGACUGCAAAAAGAAGCGUAAUUGUUUGAAAGUUAAAAAUGUAGAUGGGUUCUAGGGAAGUACAAAAGCCCUAGGACAGGGUUUGUAUGAGGGCCAGCCUGGAGGAGCAUGUGCCUGCUUCAGAGUACGUUGUUGGGGAGGGGCAGCAGCCAAGGGCCAAAGGAUGGUAGAGCCUUGUGGGUGAGGGUAAGGUUGAAAUUGGUCUUUCGGUUUCCACUAAUCAAAGAGCUGAGCCUAGCACUCAGUUCCUUUUGUCCUAGGGCGCUUAUUGAGAAGAGAUUAUAAAGCUGAGUCAUUGUGUGGGCAAUAUCACAGGAAAUGUUGCUCAGAAAACACAGCGAGGGGUCUGAGCUACUAUACCUACAUCCCACCCACCAAAACUAAAGCCAGCGACUAGCAGAGCUCCAUCCCCAGAGUGAAGGUCACCUGAGGAAACAACCCUGAUUCAGACUUGCAUCUUGGAUUGGUUCAGGGAAUGUCAAGCUUUGAACUUGGAUUGAGCUGUGGUCUCUAGCAGUGUCCUCAGGAGGUGGCCAGGAGGAAAUGAAAGUUCUGUGGAAGAAGCUAUUCUCUUCCCAGGUCUCAGAUGAUCCAUACAAGUGAUUUAUUUCAAUACAGUGACCAAUACACAAAGGUUAUCCCUUCUACGAAGCAAGGCACUGUGAAAUGACAGACCUAGAAAGCGCUGGAGGUGUGGGGUGGGGAGCGACAGGAUCUGGUACAGUUUACUGCUCUGCAUCCCACAUUUUGUUGGGAGCUUCUGAAGAACAAGAACUGUCUUGUUCAUCUUUACACUCAUUCAGAUAUCAAGUGCUUUCUGUAUCCCAAGGAGCUUAUGAUCUGGCAGAGAAGACAAAUGGGUAAUUAAAAUAGUGUGACAGUUGUGAUAGGCUAAUCACAGUGCUGAGUGAGCAUCAAGGUGAGAACAAAGCUGUCUAAGGGAGUCUAAGGAAAGAAUUCCAGGGGAAGUGGUGAGUAUUGGCCAGGCAAAGGUGGGAAAGUGAAGAUGAGGGCAUCUGAGAUAAAGCACAGAGCAAGUGCAAAAGCCCAGGAUGAGAGAACAGUGUUCAGAGCAUUGAAUGUGGAUGAGGAAGUGGUAAAAAUAAAUUGAGAUAAAAUUAGAGCUAGCAUGCAAAAGACCAAAUUAAUAGAGUUUUGGUUUUAUCUCCUGGGUGACAGGGACUGAUGGAUUCAGAUUUGCACUUAAGAAAAAUACCUUGGCUUAUAGUCUGGAGAGUGAUCUGGAAGGGUCACGAGAGGGGAAAAACAAGAGACCUUAUCAGUACCAAAUGAUGAUGACAACUUGGACUUAUUAUAAAGUAUUUGCAUAAAGACAGACAUACCAAUGGAACGGCAGGGAAAGUACAGAGAUUAGUUUUGUUUAAAGAUGCCAAGGUACUUGUAGGGGAAAAGAAUAAUGUAUCCAACAAAUGGUACUAGAACAUUUGGAAAGCUAUUUGUAAAAAAACAAAAAUAAAAAUCUUCUAUACAAAAAUUAGCCCAAAAUGAAUCAUACACUUAACGAGUAAAACUAUAAAAUUUCAAGAAAACAGAAGCUCCAAGAUCUUGGAUGUGGCAAAGAUUUCUUAGCUAUGAAACAAAUUACUAAAAACAAUUGAUAAAUUGGGCUCAACAAAAUUUAGGAUUUAGGCUUUUAAAAAGACAUUGUAAAGACUGCACAAUAUAUGUGCAAAGUAUAUAACCCAAUAAAGCACUUGAAUUUAGAUUUUUUUUUUAAAUCUUAGGGUUUAAUAACCAGAAGCAAAAUAACCCAAUUUAAAAAUGGGCAAGUUUUAUGAUUUUUUUUUUUUACCUGAACUAUUCUUGACUGAAGAAAAUACAGAGACGGCAAAUAAGUAACUGAAAAACUGCUGAGUAUCAAUCAUUAGGGGGAAUAACAGGUGAAAACCACAAGAUACCACCGCACCAUCACUGCACUGUCCGUACCAAGUUUUGGCAAGGACAUGGAGUAAUGGGAACUUUCCGACACUACUGAUGGCGAUGUAGAAUGUGUAAGUACUUUGGAAAACUGUUUGAGAGCUUCUUUAAAAAGUUAAACACGUACCUAUACUAUACAAGUCAGCCAUUUCGCUCGUAGGUAUUUACCCAAGAGAAAAAGACUAUGUCUACACAAAAACUGUGUAUAAAGGUUUGUAUCAAGUUUGUAAAAUACCCAAACUGGAAACAUCCUAAAUGUCCCUUAGUAGGUGAUUGGAUGGCCAAUGUGAGAUAUCCAUACAUUGGACUGCUACUCAGCAGUAAAACAGGAAUGAACUAUUAAUAUAUGCAACAACAUUGAUAAAUGUCUAUUAUGCUGAGUGAAAGUACCCAUGCAAAAAGUACCCUGUAUGGUUUUAUCUAUAUAAAAUCCAAAUUCAUAGUGACAAAAGUCAGAAGUAUUUGCCUGAAGAUAUGGGGUGGUGGGAACAAACUUUUGGAGGUGAUGGAUACUUGAUUAUCUUGUUUUCCCAGAUUUAUAUGUAUAUGAAAACUCAUUAAAUUCCACAAUUUAGGGGCACCUUGGUGGCUCAGUUGGUUGAGCCUCCAACUCUUGAUUUUGGUUCAGGUCAUGAUCCCAGGGUUGUAGGAUUGAGCCCCGUGUCAGGCUCUGCACUGAGCGUGAAGCUUGCUUAAGAUUCUCUCUUUCUCCCUUUUGCCCCUCUCCCCUGCUCAUCCACGCUCUCCCUAAAAUAAAAUUUAAAAAAUUUUAAUUCCACACUUUAUAUAUUAAUACUUUACUGAAUGUUCUACCUCAAACAGAAUUAGGAGGUUUUAAGCAAUAAAGGCAAAGGAUGAUAAAGGCCUGAAGUGGAGUAUAAGAAAGUGGGCAAUUCAACCAUAAUCAACUUGCCCAAAAUUAUAGGUCAAAAGUGAUGGAGCUGGAAUUUAAUCCUGAGUCUGACUGACUUCAAAAUCCAUGCUCUAAGUCAGUAUGCCUAUACUUAACAUGAACCCCCAUACUUUUGGCUUAGACAAUUGAACAGAGAGGCUGAUGACUUUCACCAAUACACAAGGAGGGGAGCAGGUUUGGGGGAGAGGAUAUGUUUGUGCUUCCUUGUAGCAGCAAAUACAGUAACUUACCUAGUGAAUUAGUGAGUGGAGAUGUGAGUUGAAGUUUUUAGGUGGCAACGUUAAUGAAAGAGUGAUGUAAUCUCACUUAGUUCAUGAGCUUAUUUGCCUAUUGACCAACAGCUGAAAAAUUUAAUAUUUUCUAGUCUAAUAACCUACCCAAUGAAUUAGUUACUUCUCAGCAUCUUUGAAGUGAAUCACCCCUGACACCUUCACUGACAGGAAUUAACUCAGAAAAUUACUGCACGUUUCAGCAAAUCUUAUCAUUAGAAAGUUAUUUCUUUCAAACUGAAGUCUGCUUAUACGAUUUAUUCUAGAUUGAAGUGUGUCUCCCUAAAAAAUAUAUGUUGAAGUCCUAACUCCCAGUAGCUCAGAAUGUGACGGUAUUUGGAAAUGGAGUUGUCAAAGCUGUAAUUAGUUAAAGUGAAGUCAUACUGGAUGGAGUAGGGUGGACCUUAAUUCAAUAUGAGUGGUGUCCUACAAAUUGGAGAAGACACUGAGACACAGGCACUUGGGAGAACACCAUGUAUCCAUGCUGUGAUACAUCUACAAGCCAAGGAACACCAAGGAUUGCCGGGAACCACCAGGAACUGGAGGAGGCAAGGACGGAUUCUUCCCCAGAGCCUUUGGAGAGUAUGAUCCUGCUGAUACCUGAUGUUGGACUUCUCACUCCAGAACUGUGAGAGAAUAAAUGUCUGUUGUUUUAAACCAUCCAGUUUAUGGUCGUUUGCUAUGACGGCUCUAGGAAACUAAUCACACACUCUCCCAUCUUUUUUUCCCCUAGUUCUGCCUUGUGGAGACACAUGGAAUAAGUCCUUGUCCCUUCUCCAGAUAUUUCCAGAUGUUUAGAGCACAUCUUUUUUUUUUCCAGGAGAAUAUCUCCCUCGCUGGUUUUUUACCCGAUACAUUUUUAAAUCCUUUCAUUAUUCUUUUGUAGCACCAAGAUUUUCACAGAUGCUUUACAGUGUGAUAGCCAGAACUGAUCUUACUACUUCAAACAGUUUGACCUACAAAAAAGAAUGGAAUUUGCUCUCUGGUUCAGGUCAGGGAUCUUCAAGCUGUUUCUCAGAGCUUUAGGAGUUCCUUGGAGGUACGCCAGAGGCACACUUGACUGUAUUUCAUGUAAAUGAAAUACACUUUUCUGACAGGGUUGUUUUUGCUUGUUUGUUUGUUUGUUUGUUUGUGGGGAGAGGGGGUCCCAUGUAAAGUAUUACUUUUCCCAUGAGUAAAAGUAUUAUUCCCAUGAGAUUUUACUUUGUCUAGUUCUGCCAUGCUAUUUAGCCUUGUGCUUUUUUGGUUUUUUAUUCCAUCGUGUACCCUAUUCUCUCUCCCUCUUUUUCAGUACCACCUCAAAGCAUUUCUACACCUUUUCAGAAUUUAACAAAGCCAAUAAGGACAUGAGCCUACAGCAUGUUAUCUGCAGCUCAGUGUGUUAUUUAAACCAUUUAACUACAAUCUGCUAUUUUUUCUACCAAGUGUCAAACUAUUAUCUCUCAGGCCAUAUUUCUAUAUAGUUUAGCAAAGAAAGAUGCUGGUUAUUCUGGUGAAACUCAUUCUUGGUGAAUUUAUGCUGAUUCCAAAUGGUCAUUCGUUUGGUUUCUAUUUUGAAUAACUGAAUUCUACAUAUUGUUUUGUGAUUUCUGAUCUGUUGAACACAUUCCAGUCUGUCUGUCUGUCUGUCCGUCUGCCUCUGUCUGUCUCCAGUGACCACAAGGUGAGCGUGGCUGCUGUGGGAGUGUAGGAUCUCCCUUCAUGAAAUUACUUGCUGGUCAGCUGCAAGCAGUGCAGUUAGCUGGUUGGUUUCUCCAAGGGUAGCCCUUCAGCGUCUGCCUCAGAUAGAGCCCAAAUCACACUUUUCCCAAGCAGCCCCCAGCCAAUAACAUGGCCUGGCCAUUGCUGCCCAGUGUGGGACUUCUCCAAUAGAUAAUCCUUGGUCUAGAGCUUCCCAUUAGAUCAGCGAGAUCUUGGCAGAUCUGCGUCUCAGUCUGACGCUCCACCUACCCACAUCUGCUUCCUCCUCCUCCCCCCUUUCCCUUCACAGGUUUCAGAUCUACACCAUGGUUUGGUUUUCAUAGCCUGAUCUUUUUUUUUUUUUUUAAGUAAACUACCCCCCAACAUGGGGCUCGAAAUCAUGACCCCAAGAUCGAGUUGCAUGCUCUCUACUAACUGAGCCAGCCAGAUGCCCACCCUGAUCCUUUUUUAUCUUUCACAAACAUUACACAUACUCUUUACCACAAGAAACCCCAAUGCCCUCCAAACUCUAGUGCUGAUUCUGGGCCACCAGAAUCAACAGAGUUGGCACUGAGUGUGGUCAAGAAGAAGGUUGAUGAGAUGGAGUUUUGAGGCCUAGUCACACUCAUUGUCUCCCUGACAAUGAGGACCCCAUCCCAGGUGGCAUUUGGGACAUAGAUAGGCCCUGCCACAGGUAUUAUGUGGCCCAGUUGCUAAAAUUUACACAAGUGAUGAUUUGGAAGAAUGCUCCAUUGGAGGGGACCGCCUUGGACAGUAAGUACAAUGGUUCAAGCAUUUGGAAAAUAUGGGGGAACAAUGAAUACAAGGACAACGAAAUUGGGUGAUUGUUAAUAAAUUGUAUUAUCCUCUGUCUUAGUCUGCUUGGGCCACAGUAACAAAAUCUCAUACAUGAGUGGCUAAAACAACGGAAAGGUAUUCUCACAGCACUCAGAGAAUGCAAGCAGGAACUGGCUCUUACAAGGGCACUAAUCCUUUCAUGCGGGCCCCACUGUCAUAAUCUCAUCUAAACCUAAUCUCUCAAAGGCUCCGUCUCCAAAUACCAUCACAUUAGGGGUUAGGACUUCCACAUAUGAAUUGGGAGGGGACAAGAUGAACAAUUGAAUCCAUAGCAUCACCUAGAGAGGGAUGAUGCAAAGUUGAGGGCAGAUGACAAUUGAAAACUACUUCUGAACACCAGAGGGCCUCUUUGGUAACUGCCAAAGAAGGUCUUACCUCCUGCAGUGGGAGAGCAGGAAAAGCUCAAGACCAGAGUCAGCAUUUAAAAGAUCCUUGAGGAGGGCGCCUGGGUGCCUCGGUCAGUUAAGCCUCUGACUUCGGCUCAGGUCAUGAUCUCACAGUUUGUGGGUUUGAGCCCCAUGUCAGGCAAGCCUGGAGCCUGCUUCAGAUUCUGUGUUUCCUUCUCCCUCUGCCCCUCCCCCCCUCAAAAAUAAACAUAAAAACAUUUUUUAAAAAAUAAAAAUAAAACUUAAAAGAGGCUUGAGGGGUGCGUGGCCAGCUCAGUAAGUGGAACAUGUGACUCUUGAUCUCGGGGUUGUGAGUUCAAGCCCCAUGUUGGGUGUAGAGAUUGCUUAAAAUAAAAUCUUUGAAAAAAAAUAAAAAUGAAAGAGCUUUGAGCUUCGAAAAUAUUUGGAUGCUCAGCUGGGCCGGUCUGUUAUGGGAAGGUCAGGGUCCCAAUUGGGCAACCAGAGACCCUGACACAUGAGAUAGAGACAUCUGGGUGUGGGACUCCAGAGACUGUGGGUCCCUGACUCCUCUGUAAUUUUAGAGCCCAUAGAGAGACCCACCCUCCAUAUUAAGAGCUAGAAUACCCUCCAGUGAGAGGACCCAUCAGGGAUCCUUCUUAGACUCUGCCCCCACCUCUUCUAGCUGCCCCAUGCAUAAGCAGGUUUAAGAAACAAUAAAGUCGGGAUGAAUGGGUGGCUCAGUCAGUUAAGCAUCCGACUUUGGCUCAUAGUUCAUGGUUCAAGCCCGCAUUAGACUCUCUGCUGUCAGCACAGAGCCUGCUUUGGAUUCUUUGUCCCCCUCUCCGCCUGCCCCUGCCCAGCUUGUUCUCUAUCUCUCUUAAAAUAAAUACAUAAACUUAAAAAGAAAAAAAAGAAAUAAUAAAAUCUACCUGGAAUAGGUGGAGUCUCAUAAUGGAGGAAAAGAACUAUCCCUUUAAAAAAAAAAAAAAAUUUCCCCCCAGUAUUAUUGAGAUACAAUUGGCAUAUAACAUAAAUUUAAAGUGUACAAUGUAGGGGCACCUGGGUGGCUCAGUCAAUUAAGUGUCCGACUCUUGAUGUCAGCUCAGGUCUUGAUCUCAGUGUCAUGAGUUCAAGCCCUGCAUUGGGCUCCACACUGGGCAUGAAGCCUACUUAAAAAAAUUUUUUUUUAAUUUAAACAUGAAAUAUAGACACAAAAAAACCCACAAAAACUUUAAAAUUUUAAAACACAAAUCAUUACAAUGUAAUGACUUUUUAUUUAGAAAUUCUUUUUAAUGUUUAUUUUUGAGAGAGAGACAGACUGUGCGUGGGGGAGGGGCAGAGAGAAAGACACACACACACAGAAUCCGAAGCAGACUCUCAGCUAUCAGCACAGAGCCUGACGCAGGGCUCAAACCCCCGAACCGUGAGAUCAUGACCUGAGCUGAAGUCGGACGUUCAACCGACUGAAGCACUCAGGCACCCAGGUACCCAGUGUAUAAUGAUUUGAUACACUUACAUAUUGUGAAAUGAUUAGCUCAAUAGGGUUAGUUAACAUUUCCAUCACCUCAUAUAACGACCAUUUCUUUUUUGUGGUGAGAAUAUUUAAGAUCUAACUCUUAGCAACUUUCAAGUAUAUAACACAAUAUUAUUAACUGUAAUCAUUAGAUCCCAAUGUACAUCAAAUCCCAGAACAUAUUCAUCUUAUAACUGGAAGUUCGUACCCUUUGACUAACAUCUCCCCAUUUCUCCCACCUCCAGCCGCUGGUAACUUUCUGUUUCUAUGAGUUUGGCCUUUUUAGAUUCCACAUAUUAGUGAUACCAUGGAGUAUUUCUCUCUUUCUCUCUGACUUACUUCACUUAGCAUCAUGUCCUCAAGGCCCAUGCCAGUUGACACAAGUGGCAAGAUCUCCUUCUUUGCUGUGGCUGAAAAAGAUUACAUUUUACAUACAUCACAACUUCUUUAUCCGUUUGUCUAUAGAUAAUGGAUGCUUAGGUUUUUUCCAUAUCUCGUGAUUGUGAAUAAUGCUGCGUGGAACAUGGGAAUGCAGAUACUCCUUGAGAUCCUGAUUUCAUUUCCUUUGGAUACAUACCCAGAAGUGGGAUUGCUGGAUCAUAUGCCAAGAUGAAGUAACAAGGACCCAUUUAAGGAACUAAAAGAACUGAAGUAACUAAAAAGCUACAUGAAAUAUACCAAACAACAGUUUCAAAAACACUGGCUAUCAGGAGAGGAAGGACAGUGGUCCCUGGAAGAAGAGAAACACAUGUGGUGAGCCCUACAAUUGCUGGAGCUUCCUGCCAGGGCGGUGUUUCCAGUCUGCUGUGCCCAGAGGGGGAGCCAAGUGGAGCCCGACCAUCUUCCUGAGUUGAGGAGACAAAGCUGGAAAUCAAUGGAGGCCCAGGGUGGCUGGAGUUCUCAGGUGCAAAUACUGGUGAGUAGAGACCAUUGCAGAGACAGCAUGCCAGGGAGCCCCAGGUGGUGUCCGGC